UGAGCCCUAAAAGCAAAGGAUUUGCUCCCAAUUGUGGUUUUGGUUUUUAUUUUGGUGGCGAGUUUGGAUUUGGAAAGUGAACGAACAGAGAAGCAGAUCUCAGCUUGCAGUUGAUCUACAGAGAGUCACUAGUAAGUUGUGAAAUCGCGAGAUUUAUCAGUAAAAGACGAUUCCUUUUCUCGAAUUGAAGAAUCAGAUAGAUCUGUCGAAAUAGCUUUAAACAUCGCAUUGGGCCCUCAUGUAUUCACUGCUCCUCCAUGGUAAAAGAAGGUUCGUCGAUGUGCAGAAAUGGCCUAGCUUGAUAGUUUCACUGAAUCUUUGGCGAAAUGCAGCUUCUUCCUCUGCUUCUGGUGUUAGCGAUGGUCUCAAAGGCAAGAACUUUACAGUCUCUUACCUCGUUGAUUCACUGAGUCUAACUAAAAAACUCGCUGAAUCGAUCUCAAAGAAAGUCACUUUCGAUGACAAGUGUCAUCCUGAUUCAGUUCUGAACCUCUUUAGAAGUCAUGGCUUCACAGAUUCUCAAAUCUCUGCCAUCAUUACAGAUUACCCACUGUUGCUUACAGCAGAUGCUGAAAAGUCUAUUGGUCCCAAGCUUCAGCUUCUGAAGUCUAGAGGAGCUUCAACCUCUGAGCUCACUGAGACUAUUUCAAAAGUUCCGAGGAUCUUGUCAAAGGACAGAUCUUUAACCGUGUACUAUGACUUCGUCAAAGAGGUUAUAGAAGCUGAUUCCAAGUUUGGAACUUUAUGUCUGCCCAAAAGGGGUAAGCAGGAGAACAAAAUCAGAAACAUAUCUGCUUUGAGAGAACUGGGCAUGCCUCAGCGAAUGUUGUUUCCUCUUCUCAUCUCAAACCGCCCGCAUAUCUGUGGGAAAGAAAGGUUCCGAGAGUCUCUCAAGAAGGUCGUUGAGAUGGGUUUUGAUCCCACCACCCCAAGGUUUCUCGAAGCUCUGCGGAUUGUCAUGGGAAUGAACAACGAAACGGUGCAGGAGAAAGUCAAUGUCUAUAAACGUUUAGGCUUUACUGCGGAAGAUAUUUUGGUAAUGUUCAAGAGGUUCCCCAUUUUUCUUGCACUCUCAGAGAAGAAAAUAACUCGUGGUUUCGAAACCAUGAAGAAGUGUGGGCUCCUUGAAGACGAGGAGCUCCGCUCAGUGGUGAAAAUGUUUCCGCAGUGCCUUGGCUUUUCAGAGGAGAAUAUAUUGAACUCUGUUGAAACAUUCCUAGGUCUUGGCUUCAGCAGAGACGAGAUUGCCAUGAUGGUGAAGCGCCUUCCUGCGAGCAUUGGGUAUUCUGGAGAGACGGUGAAGAAGAAGACUGAGUUUGUGGUGAAGGAGAUGAGUUGGCCACUAAAGGCUGUGGCUUUGUUUCCUCAGGUACUUGGAUUAAGCAUGGAGAAGAGGAUUGUACCAAGGUGUAACGUAAUCAAAGCUCUCAUCUCCAAAGGAUUGAUCAAAAGUGAACUCCUCCCUCCACUGUCGUCUGCUUUGGUAUGUACAGAUCAGGAUUUCUUAAAAAGGUACGUGAGGAAGCACGAUUUGGACGAGGAGUUUGUGGCUGAGUUGAUGGCUAUAUUCACUGGAGAGAUGAGAACAAACAAAUAAAGCUUCUGAAGACAAGAAGAAACAGAUAAUGCUUAGUCUAUAAAGUCUUGACGUUCUGUAAAGUUUUUGCCUAAACUUGAAUCUUAGAUAUUGCAGUUCUAAGCGAUGAUCAUUAGACCAAAUGGUUCAUGUUUCUUUUUGGCUGUAGAUUUUUGAAAUCUGGUUACUUGUAAUGAGCAAGAGGUGAGUUUCGGUCGUAUCAAGAGGUUUUUUGGCUGUGGAAAAUCAGUUUGAACAUUAUUGAAACAAUCGAUUCAAACAUCUAAAUGAAGUUUUACA
Brassica oleracea var. oleracea is the source of this 1876-nucleotide messenger RNA. RefSeq lists its product as uncharacterized. Gene Ontology annotation, cellular component: chloroplast. The transcript has a single exon. Gene Ontology annotation, molecular function: double-stranded DNA binding. The record is from RefSeq and is a predicted model, not a curated record. Gene Ontology annotation, biological process: regulation of DNA-templated transcription; chloroplast organization. Lineage: Eukaryota; Viridiplantae; Streptophyta; Magnoliopsida; Brassicales; Brassicaceae. Bases 239 to 1597 code for a protein of 452 amino acids.